This is a messenger RNA of Callorhinus ursinus (northern fur seal), 3951 nucleotides long. It is a transcript of the gene GJD4, whose product is annotated as gap junction protein delta 4. The record is from RefSeq and is a predicted model, not a curated record. Gene Ontology annotation, molecular function: gap junction channel activity. Gene Ontology annotation, biological process: cell-cell signaling. Gene Ontology annotation, cellular component: connexin complex. NCBI's taxonomy places the organism in Eukaryota, Metazoa, Chordata, Mammalia, Carnivora, Otariidae.
CACUGCCCUGUCAUUCAGCUCUGCUGGGGUUCCCUGGGGGCCUUCCUUCCUUUCCUCCAGCUACCAUCCACUGUCCUGGCCCCUUGCUUGUGGCCUAUGAUUUCCCUCCAACUGUCACUCCAGGAGAGCAGCCGUCUCCUUGUGGGGGGCAGGGCCAGAUGCUGGUUGGUGGUAGCAGGUGAACAAGAUGUGCUCCCAGCUUGGGAUCUCCUCUUGGCUUCAAAUGGUGUGUUGUUAUCAGUGGGCAGGUCCCCCAAGACCACUGCCUUGUCCCUCAACAGGAUAUUGCACUCCACAAACUGAGGCCCCAGUGGAUUCUUUCCCCAGUGGUACUUCUUACCCACACGGUAUUCAUAGUUCAUCAGAGGGCUGGUACAGAUGAAGACCUCAGUGUCCUGCAUGUUGUUUAUCUCCUGUAUGGCUUCCAAGGCUCCAGGGAUAAGCUCCAAGGCUAGGAAAAAAGCCCUGGGCUUCAUACACACUGGCCACUUUGUCUGCUGGGUCCCGCCACAGAGCUUAGUACUGAGAAACACUAAAUCCAAGUUGUAUUUCCAGUGCCACUUGUGGCUCCCCUAGGAGGCUGCAGCAGAAGCCCCACAGGAGGCUGGCCUCAAAGUUGGCCAGCAUGCUGUCUAUGUCCACCAGCACCCACACGGGCCAUGGGUGCCAGGCCUGGGAGGCUGGGGAGGCCUGAUGGGGGGCUGGGAUAAUUGUAUAGAGAGCCACAUGUUUGAUGCUCCAGCCACAUCCUCCUUCUCUUUUGUCCACAUCUUGCUUCUGGCAGCUACUGGGGUUUAAAUUUCCAGGCAGAGCAAAACUAUCCUUUAGUAGAAAAAAAGGCAAAGAAUGGAGAUGGUGUGGACUUAGAGAAGCAAGAGCAAAAUAGAUGAGGGUGGAGAGAGAACAGGCAGCAUUACCUUUUCAGAAGAUGCUGUAGGAGCAAAGGGAUAGACCAAGGAUGGGAACCCUGAGGAGUAGACCCUGAGAUGCACGUGUAAUUCUUUAUAUUUUUAAAUCAGUUUCAUGUCUAUGAUCUCAUUUUGCAUAUCACAGCCACUCUGUGUAUGCAGGGGACACAUUUUUUUCUACUUUACUGAUGAGAAAACUGAGGCAUGAAAAGUUACAGCCAUUUACUCUAGAUCGCAAAAUUCUAUAUUAGUCCAUGUUCAGGAUAGAUUAUAUCACACAGCAAAUUCAGAAAUUGCUUUCCUCGUAUUUCAAAUUUUAAACCAGUGUCAUGAACAGACUAUUAGGAGGGAAAGAUAUUUUCCUUUAUUUUAUACUUGAACCAUAUGGCUAUUUCAAUAUUUUUUUACUUAACCACAAUUUCUCUAAAUUUCAUUGUUCAUGGUGAAGCAUUUGACUAAAAUAUAGCAAAACUACUGUGCCUUUCAAGGGGGUCAAAAUGUUUUCUGUGGAUGGAAACGUGUCAUGUGAAUAAAGAUGAAAGCAGCUUUGUUGUACUCCUCUUCUGGGAAUCUUUUUAGGGAUAUUACCAAAGUCAAGAAUAGAUCAGAAAUGAAGAAAAGAUGGGAAUAAAAGAAUAGCUUUCAUGGAAAAUUGAAAUCAUUCCUUUAAAGUUCACAAUUUCCACCCUGAUGAUAGAUCCCCAGCCUUGCAGGAUGGGCUCUUCCUAGAUAGAAAGGUGACAGCCACGAGAGGAUUUUGAUGCAACUGUGAUUGAUGUCGGCAGGUCCAGACAGUGAUACUUUAUUACGAAUUUAAUGGACAUUUAUUAAGCUGAUUCCAUGGGAGCAGCCCUGGGCUAGAUGGGGCUAGUACAUACAAAAGGAGGAUGCAAUCUAUGAAGGUUUGGGGCACCAGUUAGGGAUCGAAAUUCCACUGAUUUGAGUUGUUGCACCCUCAUUCCAUGCCAGGUGCUCUCAACACCAUCAUUUUGUGUCUGCCUCCCACAAGCCCUGACUGAACAGCAUGAUUCUCCCUCAUGCAAGGUGAGGGUACAUGGAGAGAUUUGGUGACUUCCCCAGGGACGAGGUGGCUGCCCCAGGUCUUUUGUAUCCAACUAAAAAACUCUUGUCUCUCAGCCAGACAGGAAAGAGCUAGAGAAUAAUGGAGUCGCAGCCUAAAGUUGGGACAUGUGUCUAAUAUGCAGAUUUAUGCUUUCAGCCAUGAUGCCGGAAUUCAAAAUGAGAGCCAGACCCUUGUGGGCCAGUGUUCUCACCUACGCUUCAUAGAGAAGACAAAACAUGAGCAUUUCAGUGCUUCUUUAAUAAGUGAAGUGGUUGUGGAAAUAUUUGCAAGGAGGAAACACCUUUUUAGUAGAGAAGUUUCCUUGGCUAGUUAACAGAACCUUUUCUUUCUUGGGUUAAAUGUAGUCACUUCUAUUAUAUCCUGAAGCGUCUGGCUCUCCCAGUACAGACAUGUGAACACUGCCACGGGCCUGGAAUGUCUCAAGAGGGUAAGAAUAGCCCGCAAUGAGAGAUGACUCCUGCUGUCUUCUGGUCACUGCAGUUGUCAAGAACACUUUGCCUCAGAGGCCAACAGCUCAGGGCCGUCUCUGCUCGGAGACAGAAAAACUGACCUCCCAUUCCUGGGCUCACAGCUUUCCCUUUAUAUCUGCAGCUCUCACCUUUAAGUCUUUUGUAGCAGUACGUUUAUUGAUACGUUUAUUCCUGCAAAGAUUUUCCACCUUCUUGGAGAAGUGUUCUUGGAGAACACAGGCUUCCGAUGUCUCCAGCAGCCUUGAGUCUGCGACACUCAGGAGACAUGGAACGUUUGGACCUGCUGGGAUUCCUUCUCAUCACUGUCAACUGCAACAUGACCAUUGUGGUGUCUACGUGGUCCACAAAGGGGCUGUGCUCGCCGCCUGUGGACUCUCCGGGCCAGACGGCGGUCCCACCCGUCCUGACCCCUGUGACCGGAGCCCUGGGGACAGGCGCCGCCCUCCGCCCUGCAGGGAGCCGCGCCACCUGACCGUGCCGGACUUCUCCUCCAGCUACAUCGUCCACCUCUUUCUUCGGAUGCUGACCGAGGCAGCUUUUGGUGCCUCACAUUACCUCCUCUUUGGAUUCUUGGUCCCCAAGAGAUUCUCUUGUACCCACUCUCCCUGCACCGGCGUGGUGGACUGUUACGUCUCCCGGCCCACGGAGAAGUCCAUUAUGAUGCUUUUCAUGUGGGCAGUCAGUGCGCUCUCCCUGCUGCUCAGUGUGGCCGACCUCAUCUGCAGCGUGCGCUGGAGGACAAGCGGGGGCUGGGGCCCCGCCGAAGAUCCCCCGGGCCCCGCCGCCGGCCGCCGGCUCUCCGGGAGCCUGGGCGCUAAGCCGGGUCAGAUGUCCCGCGACGGUGGGUGGGUGGAGGAGGGGGCGCCCAUCCACCUCGGCCUGUGGACUGGAGGGGAGGGUGCCGACAGCCCCAGUGGUAAGUCAGCUGUGUCAGGGCGGAUGGGGCUUCCCGAUGAAGAUGAGAGCGAGGUCAUAUCCUCUGCCAGCGACAAGCUGGCCACGACUUGCAAGGAGCCCGGGAGUAGGCCGCACGGAGAGGUCUCCCAGGACCCCAGGGGCGAAGGUCCCACAAGGUCAGAGGAGCAUCCCUUAGCGUCUCGGAGCCGGCUUGGCCGGCGCUAUCCAUGUGGUCAGCUACAGCCCCCCGACGGGCUCGCCAACUCCAGAUCCAGAAAGUCUGAGUGGGUCUGAAGAGGGAAUGCCGGGCAGCCCCGGGGCGCACCGUUCUCUCCAGAUGGGACGUGGCUCACGAAGACGCAGACUCACUUUGGCCCGUGUGAAAGUUUACCCACUAGGUUCCCGGAGAACAUCAACAGGCAGAAAGGCGAGCCGCCAUGGGACACAGGGACUUCGUGGGAGACUAAUAUCCUCGAGAUACAGAUUUAAUUUAGAUAACAAUUUCUCUUGACAAAAGCACUUGACAUUGUGCUUUUGACAAUGUGACUGGAAGCUAAAAUGAUUAAUUGGAGAGUGUCAGGUGACAGAUGAU